CAAAUUCGUAUGGUGUUCUUAAUUCAAAGUUUAAAUUGUUUUUAAAAAUAUUUCAAAUUGUCGAGUGCGCCUCUGUCAAAUGUGUGAGUGUUUUGUUCUUCGGACAUGCGAGUGUGAUGUGUUGUGCAUUUAAACGAUCUUGUUUUGUUUAUAUUACGGAGUUACUGCAUUCAAUGAACGAUUUUUAGAAUAAGAAAGAUUAACCAAAGACAGUGGAUGUAGAGACUAGAGACCAAAGAUGUUCGGGUUUAAACGAUCAGUCGCCUUCCUGGUGGUGACCCUAGCGUGGGCCCUGCAAUACUACACCUUCAGGAGCGUACUAUUAUGGUACAUUUUCGCAGUACCACUGUCGCUUGCCGUGGUAUAUGCAGUUGGGACCUAUGACCAUGAGUACUGGGCCGAUCGCGGGAUCUUCGCCCCUCCUGCUUUGCCCUUCGUGGGGCAUAUCAAGACUGUCGUCACCUUCAAGGAGCAAGGAGGACUGUUUUUCAAGAGAAUCUACGAUCAAUACAAGGAUCUGAGGUUUUUGGGAACGCACCAAUUCUACCAGAGGACCCUCGUGGUCCGCGACCCUGAUCUGAUAAAGAGGAUCUGCGUGAACGACUUCCAGCACUUCGUGGACCGCGGCUUCUUCUUCAGGGAGGACGUGGACCCCCUCGCCGGGUCCGUGCUGUUCCUCCGGGGGGCCAAAUGGAAGCGCCUUAGGGCUAAAAUAUCGCCUAUAUUUUCGCCAAAUAAACUACGAAGCAUGUUUCCACUAAUAGACAACACAGCAAAAGAAUUUUUAGUUCGAGUGAAAAAGCAAUGUACCAAAAACAAACACGAUGCUAGUAACAACGCCAGUGAAAAAGACAAAAUAGUGGCUAAAGAAGAAACUACUGCAGAAGUAAAGUUUGAGAAGUUCGUUGGAGGUUUCACGGCAGAUGCAAUAGUGCCGUGUGCCUUUGGACUGAAAAGCAAUGUCAUGGAUAAUGAGGAUGAUCCGUUUGCUGUAGCGCUGCAUGCCUUCUACGAGAUGUCGCUGUUCAACAUAUUUGAGAAGACCAUGCGUCAAUUCUGGCCAGCCUUCGUGCUGUUCUUCCGUAUGAGAAUCAUUCCGAAGAAGACCCACGACUUCUUCUAUAACAUCGUCUGCAGUGUGCUCAGGGCCAGGGAAAAAGGUGACCAGGAGAAACGCGGAGACUUCAUAGACAUGAUGAUGGCACUGCGCAACGAUGACACCAAUCAAAAUAGCAAGCCGGUUGAAGAGGACAUCGAAAUCACUGACAUGGUGAUAGCAGCAAACGCGUUCAUAAUCUUCCUGGGCGGCUUCGAGACCACCUCCUCGACCCUGGCCUUCCUGUUCCUGGAAUUAGCGGCGCACCCAGAAGUCCAGGACAAGAUGAGGAGCGAGAUCGAGGAGGUGAUCGCGAAACACGGCCAGAUGACGUACGAGGCGUUACAGGACUUGACGUAUAUGGAGAUGGUUAUAUUGGAGACCCUUCGCCUGUACCCGCCGUUCCCAACCAUCCAGCGGAUGUGCACGAAAGACUACACCAUCCCGGGGACCACCGCCGUCGUGGAGGAGGGCACCAUUGUGCUGUUCCCAACGCUGGGCAUACACAGAGAUGAACAGUACUUCCCCGAUGCGGAAGCGUUCCGCCCUACGCGCUGGGCGGGCGCCGCGCCGCCGCCCGGUGUGUAUGCGCCCUUCGGCGACGGGCCCCGCUACUGCAUAGGGAAGCGGUUCGCGAUGAUCCAGAUGAAGAGCUGCCUGUCGCAGGUGGUCCCGCGGGUGCGGGUCUUCCCCGUGACGCCCCGCGCCGGGCCCUUCGCGGCGGACCCGCGUUCCCCGCUCACGCUGCACCCCUACGACUCCCGCGUCAGAAUCAGCCUCAUUCAGACAGACAAUUGAAGACUCAUCUUUACAAUAGUUUUGUUUAUAAAUCGCUCCCGCUGUCUGUACAGUUAGAUCUUCUAAGGCCUUGUCCAGGAGGGCGAAUUCGCCGCGAAUCCUACGCGCGUUGGCGAGAUACUAUAGUCUGGUCUGCG
Molecule: messenger RNA, 2031 nt
Organism: Ostrinia furnacalis (Asian corn borer)
Lineage: Eukaryota; Metazoa; Arthropoda; Insecta; Lepidoptera; Crambidae
Product: cytochrome P450 6B1
Exons: 10
Coding region: 239-1894 (551 amino acids)
Molecular function (GO): iron ion binding; monooxygenase activity; heme binding
Source: RefSeq, a predicted model, not a curated record